CAUAGAGUAUGUGCGAUCUUGUCCUGAUUCUGUUUGCAGGUCUACAGUUAUUAUCUGAAGAUGAUGACGAAUUACACUAAUGACCCUUUACAAUUUAAAAUGGUAUGACGUAACACAUCCUCCUUCACAGAAAUCACGUGACUUGGAGGGUUUGACAAGAGCUCGUGAAAACUACCUGAUCGCAGCUGUCUUUCAGUUCGGAUGCGGCCAAGCGCGACAUGAUGAGGAACCAUUCUUUCCUUGUUUGGGUUUUAUUACUUGUGGACGGUGUGUUUGCCAUUGAUGAAGUGUCAGUGUCAUUAAUGGUGAGAGAUUCUGUCACUCUACACUCUGGUGUUACAGAAAUACAGAGAAAUGAGAAGGUGCUGUGGAAUAUUCAAGGUGAACACAAAUUCUUAGCCGUAAUUAAUAAAGAAGACAAUGACAUCUCAGUACCUGGAAAUAAUGAUGAGAGAUUCAAAGGCAGAUUGGAGCUGGAUGAUCAGACUGGAUCUCUGACCAUCACAGACACCAGAAUCACAGACUCUAGAGUUUAUGAACUACGGAUCAGCAGCAGCAAUGACAUCAAACACAAGAGAUUCAAUGUUGCUGUCCACGAUGAAAUGAAGACAGAAUCAGUGAAGGAGGGGAAAUCUAUCACUCUACAUACUGGUGUUGUUGAAAUACGGGGAUAUGAUCUGAUAUUAUGGAAGUUUGAAGACUAUAUCAUGGCUAGGAUCAAUAGAACAGCCAAUCGGUUCUCAUUAUAUGACAGUGCUCAUGGGAAAUUCAAAGACAGACUGGAGCUGCAUCAGACUGGAUCUCUUACCAUCAUUGACACCAGAACCACAGACUCUGGAGUUUAUCAUCUAAACAUGAGCAGCAGCACACAUACCGUUCAAAGGACAUUCGGUGUUACUGUCAGAGGUGCUGCAUCAGGGAUACGUGGUGCUGGUGUUGGUCUGGUGGUUUGGGCUGUAACUGCUUUUUUGCUGCAAGAUUUGUAGACAACCAAGGCAAAGGCAAUCUGCUGUUUCCCAACUACUGAAACAGAAUUGAAAUCAACCAUCUUUGCUGCUGAGCUGAGUAAUUGUAUCUUAAUGAUUGUGUUUUCAAUCUGUGCUUAAUGUAAAUUUUGCACCUUGAAUGUAAAUGUAAAAAAAAAUCUUAAAUGUGAGAUGAAUGUAGUGAGAUGUAUCUAACUGGUGUUUUCAAACUCAUCUUUAAAGAAAACCCAAACAUGAAAUGAAUGAAAAAGAUAGUUUUGAGUCUGUGUGGAGAAUCUCCACACAAUAAAUGGCUCAUAUGCUCCUCCUCAUGGCAACAAUACCUUUGUAUGGUACCCUGUAAAGACCAAAAAUAAUUCACAUUAAAAAUGUGAAAAUCAUAAAACAUUGUUCAGACCAUCUUCUGACGUGGUCAGUUUAUUUGCUUUAGAGUGGCUGAGACUGCUUAAAAAAUUUGUUUGGAGCAUGCACAAAUAAUGUCAAAAUUCAGACCCUUGAAAUAAGCUAUAGAUGUGAAAACAACCUGAUACAUAUAUUGCUGUACUGUCUGAUAAAUAAAACUGCCAUCUAGUGGAGAACUAUUGACUAAUGGUUUGAUUCUAUUCAUUUAGAAAAAUGUAAAAAUCUGUUUUUUUUUUUUGAAUAUG
This is a messenger RNA of Onychostoma macrolepis, 1633 nucleotides long. RefSeq lists its product as uncharacterized. Lineage: Eukaryota; Metazoa; Chordata; Actinopteri; Cypriniformes; Cyprinidae. Bases 219 to 986 code for a protein of 255 amino acids. The transcript is spliced from 5 exons. The record is from RefSeq and is a predicted model, not a curated record.